AUGGACUCAAAUAAUAAAACUCGGUUUGUUGUCACGGCGUGGCGCAAUGGCCAUGAAUUGCUUCAGCUACGCCACGACUUGUACUGCUCUGAGACGCUUAGAAGAGAAAAGGCUGUUAAUAAGGUUUUUGCGUGGCGCCUGCGUAAGCCAGAUACUCUACCUUUGCUGCUAGAGUCGACGGCAGAUAUUGUUGAUGUCAUCCUCCAAGAUGGGAGGGGCGGCCUGCAGCACAAUGCCCUGCGGCUGUUGUAUGCAACAGCACUAUCAAGAUUCGUAACCGGUCUAGCAGACACCCAGAUCGACUUGACGCGUGACCGCCCCUCGUGGUUCCCCGCUGGAAAGUCGCUCCAACUACCCCUCUCCCUGCUGGAAACACGGCACCGCAUCGUCCAUCGGCAUUUGCCAUCGCUUGCAGAGCUGAAGCGCGCUGCCGCAGACUCACUCGAGUGGCUGUGGGAGUGGUACUGGCGGCAACUGGACUAUGCCUUUGAGACUGGCGGCGCCGGCGACGGCGAAGCUGGGGAUGAGUUUGGGUCAGAAACCAGAGCAGCAAUCAAAGAGAAACUGCAAGCUGUACUGAAGUCGUACGUCAAGGAAAGAAAAAAUGAGAUUAAGCAACGACGACAAGACAACAAGGCAGCCCAAACAGCCUUGUCAACAUUCACCUUGCAUUUCUCCGCCAACAAGCCAACACAGCGUAUCCUGCUUGACCUCCUCGUAGACGAAAAAAUGAUUCUCCCCACCGACAAAAAACUAGGCUCGUCAAUGUCGGGCGCCUUUCUCAUCUGGACACCCCUUCUCACAGCCUUGUGCACUUCAUCUACCCUGCCCCUCAACGCACUCAUCACCCGCCUCCUCGACCACCUCUCCCCGUUCAAGGUAAGCAGCACCCAUUACCAUCAUACUUCUACUACGCCGGACUCGGAGAAUCCCAUCAAAGAAGCAAUCUACACCUGGCUCUCCCACAUGCUCACCUCAUCCGACUGGGCCUCCGCAAGACGCAUCGCUGCCUCGGCAGAGAAACUGCACGAAGAAGCGCUUGUGCGGAUUUUCUCCGCCCCGUGUUUCUGGGCCUGUAAACUCGCCGAGGCGUUGCUGGAUAAAGGAGAUGUAGCUAAUGCGGAGGCCUGGCGUGCGGUUUUAGAUGCUGCGAGGGGUGAGGGCGAAGGCGAAGGAGAGGAAGAGGGGGGUGAGAUGGAUGUUGAUGUCGAGGACGAGGUCGAGGUCGAGAGUAUAGCGGCGGCGUUGCCUGUUCGACGGGUUGGAGGCGAUAUGCAGAAGAAGAUUCAGGGCCCGGUUAAGGUGUUGGGGAUGUGGAAGGCGAGGCCCAUUGGGUGGCUAGCUGAGGAGUGGGAGGAUGAUGAGUGA
Messenger RNA from Bipolaris oryzae ATCC 44560, 1368 nucleotides. RefSeq lists its product as uncharacterized. The transcript has 3 exons. Gene Ontology annotation, biological process: maturation of LSU-rRNA; maturation of 5.8S rRNA. Gene Ontology annotation, molecular function: endonuclease activity. NCBI's taxonomy places the organism in Eukaryota, Fungi, Ascomycota, Dothideomycetes, Pleosporales, Pleosporaceae. Gene Ontology annotation, cellular component: Las1 complex; preribosome, large subunit precursor. The record is from RefSeq and is a predicted model, not a curated record. The coding region runs from base 1 to 1368 and encodes 455 amino acids.